Molecule: messenger RNA, 2667 nt
Organism: Cryptomeria japonica (Japanese cedar)
Lineage: Eukaryota; Viridiplantae; Streptophyta; Pinopsida; Cupressales; Cupressaceae
Exons: 2
Coding region: 1-2667 (888 amino acids)
Biological process (GO): DNA repair; telomere maintenance
Molecular function (GO): DNA helicase activity
Source: RefSeq, a predicted model, not a curated record
AUGCGGCAUCGAAGUCAAGCCACAUCAUCUAUUUUUGUUCAAAAGCAACUCCAUGAUGAACUACCUGCAACAAUUGGUGCCCUUCGUCAAAGAUUAAAGGAUUUGCCUUAUGACAAGCUUGUUGAUCAACUUAUGCGUUUUAGCUCAUCAAUUCGUGGUACGAAACCAUUCUGGAACCAACGCAAAAGGAAACUUAUUGAUAUGGUCAUUCAGAUUGGUUGCCCAACACUAUUUUUCACACUUAGUGUAGCAGAUACAAAAUGGCCAGACUUACAUACAAUCAUGCCAUCCACCACACCAACAAAUCCGUAUGCGGCUUCAAAGUGGAGGUUACAAAAUAUAGUUCAAAGCCCCCACCUUACUGCACUCUACAUGCAUCCUAGAUUCACAACAUUUUGUGCCGAGGUCUUGGAAAAACUUCUUGGGGCAACUGACUACUGGUACAGAUAUGUCUCUGCAUGGAAUCCACAAGCACUGGACCUUGGAAACCAAACAUUCCAUCGAUCAAUUAUUGAUGACCCUUGCUUGAUGGACACAACAAUGAUUCAAUCAAGUGAUGCUUCAAAUGACUAUUGUGAGUUGGUCAAUUGUGUUCAACGACAUACAAAGUGUACUGCCCAAACUUGCCUCAAAAGAAAGGGCACAACUCUUCUAUGUCAUUACAAAGCCCCUUGGACCAUUCAAGAAAAUUCUACUCUUUCAAAUGUUGAAAAUGGCCAACCGAAACACACCCCUACUCGCAAUGAUGACCGCCUCAAUCUUCACAACCCAUUCAUACUUUCUAUAUGGAGGGCCAAUGUCGAUUGUCAACCUGAUCUCUCAAUAGAUGUUGUGAUCAAAUACAUUGCAAAAUAUGUAACUAAAGCUGAAAACAAAUCUGAGACAUAUCAUCAAAUGUUGUCUCGCAUUUCAACUAACUUUGAGCCUGAUAAACCAGCUCUUAAUGCUUUUCAAAAAAUGCUUCUAGAGAACGUUGUUGAUCGUGAUAUAGGAGCUCAAGAGACUUGUCACCUUUUACUAAAGCUACCACUAUCCCUCUCUAGCAGAACAUUUGUUUCUUUAAAUGUGAACCAAAAAAACUUCCAACGUGUUUCAAUCUCCCCCAUGGGAACAACCACUUAUCCAAGCUAUAUUGCAACCUACAUGGAAAGGCCUAUACAUCUAGAGAGAAUGUGUCUUAUUGAUUUAACUAGAAAAUGGUCAUUCGGUGCAUCUCGAAAAUGUGAUCAAUGGAAAGAGCGAACCAAUCUUGUAAUAGUUCGAGUAUCCCCUAGAUUCACAUCCAUACCUUCAAAGGAGGAGAAAAAUUUUCAAGCAUUUUGUUGGAGUGAACUAAUACUAUACCAUCCAUUCCGCAACAUUCAAAUGGAUUUUGGCUCUUCAGAUGAUGAAAUUAAAGCACAAUGGGAGAGGUUCUCCAACAACUACCAUCCAUGGCAUGUACAUCGAACAACCUCAACAACAGCAGAAGAAAGUGAUGCUAGCACUCCUUCAAGCGAGCCUGAACAAAUACAACAAGACUUCCUUACUGAAUGGCAAGCCCUUUCAACUUUAUACCCGGGACUUCCCAUUCAACUAGAUGAACUUGAUAUGCUUGGCCAACGUGAAAUUGACUUGAGCCAUGAUUGGGGAAAACACCACAUACCCACACAACAAAAAGUUGUAGCUACUACUUUCAUACACUCCAAUCGGACAACAUUUCAAUCCCACCAUGUUUACAAUCAACAAGCCCCACAUGACUUGUCUAUACAACAACAAAGGGCAUAUAAUUUGGUUAUUACACAUCUACAGGACAAUACUUUAAAGCCACCACUAAAGAUUCUUGUUCAGGGAACUGCAGGCACGGGAAAGUCUCACCUGAUAAUGAGCAUAAAGUCUACAAUGAUGAGAUUGGCACCACCAAGACAAUCACCCCUACUACUCCUCACACCAACAGGUGUUGCAACAUUCAACAUACAAGCUUCAACAAUCCAUUCUGCCCUUCGAAUUCCAAUCAAAGAAAUGGUCCCCCUCCAAGGACAAACACUUGCAAACUUCCAAGAAAGCAUGUACUUCAUUCAUUAUAUUCUAAUAGAAGAAAUGAGCUUCAUUGGUCGUAGGUUAAUACAAUGUAUUGAUAUGAGGCUGCGUGAGGCAUUCCCUACACAUAACCAAAUCCCAUUUGGAGGACGCUCAAUCAUACUAUUUGGUGACUUGGGCCAACUACCACCUGUCAAGGACAUUCCAAUGUAUGCUUCAAAUUCUUGUGGAGGGAUACUAUGGCAUACCUUCACAAUAAUUAUAACAUUGGAUAAAAUAUUCUGGCAAAUUGGAGAGCAACCUGCACAAAUUGCUUUUCGUGAACUCCUCUCAAAUUUACGAAAUGCAACACCUACAAUUGAAGAUUGGCAACUUCUAAUGUCUCGAUCAAGUUCAUCACUCACCUCUGCAGAACAAUCUAUUUUCUUACCAUCCAAACAUAUUUUUGCAACAAAUGAAAUGGUGUCAUUGCAUAAUAAAUGCAUGUUGUUGUCUUUAGCAAAACCUAUUGCCCUAUCUACUGCUGAACAAAUGAAGGGAUUGACAUGCUCAAAUCCUGAUGAUGAACAACUACAAUCACAAAGAACUUGCUAUGUAUUGGCCAAGAGGUUAUGUUGUCUACAAAUCUAUGGGUCGAAACAGGACUAG